This is a messenger RNA of Salarias fasciatus (jewelled blenny), 1095 nucleotides long. RefSeq names its product sterol carrier protein 2b (gene scp2b). Lineage: Eukaryota; Metazoa; Chordata; Actinopteri; Blenniiformes; Blenniidae. Bases 131 to 550 code for a protein of 139 amino acids. The record is from RefSeq and is a predicted model, not a curated record. Gene Ontology annotation, cellular component: cytosol. The transcript has 5 exons.
AUCUGCGAUCGACUCGUCGAGUCUGGGAGCGCCGGAGACAGGCGGAAGUGCGGUUACCUAACAGCAGCAGAGGUUCGAGCUCCGCGGAGACCUGUCCACUUCACACACCGUCUGUCCUCCUGCCAGCAGCAUGCCCGAGGCCCACACCCCCAGGAUUCAAGCCGUCGGCACCAGCGCGAGUGGCGGGCUGGAGGGCUUCAAGGCUCACGCCGUCUUCCAGGAGAUCGACAAGAAGCUUCAGGAGGAGGGCGAGCAGUUUGUGAAGAAGAUCGGCGGGGUGUUCGCCUUCAAAGUGAAGGACGGUCCCGACGGGAAGGAGGCCAUUUGGUUCGUGGACGUGAAGAACGGAAAAGGUUGCGUUCACAACGAUACCGAUAAGAAGGCGGACUGCACCAUCGCCAUGUCGGACACGGACCUGCUGGCCCUGAUGACGGGGAAGAUGAACCCGCAGACGGCGUUUUUCCAGGGCAAGCUGAAGAUCACUGGGAACAUGGGCCUGGCCAUGAAGCUCCAGAACCUGCAGCUGCAGCCGGGAAAAGCCAAGCUGUAGACGGACGCCGCGGCCCGACGCGACCACGCCGCCCCGAGUAGAGUUCAGCGGCAGGCCUGCUGUCAGAUGGACCCGGUGGCGGUCCGGAACGCCUCUCCUCACUGGAUCGAACCACGGCGCUCUCACCGUCACCUCAACAAUCCGCCGGGUUACUCGUCAGCAGCCAUGCCUUUCGAACCGGCGAACGAACACGUUAGUUGGUUCUCCCUGUCCGCAGGUCCUCUGCUGAUGACACUGUAUGUCCUCCAAAAUAGACGUAGGCCGCCUGCUUUCAUACUAAUUAGGUUUAUCUCCAUUCUUUCAAUAGCUCCUCAUGUAUCAAACCUUUAUUGGAGUGGAGAUUUUUCCAAAUUAACAGAUUUAUGUAAUUUUUUCUUAAACACGUGUAACAGUCCAAGUGCCUCCUCCUCCUCUAGAACUGUGGUUUUUACAGCCAUGGCUGCCCAGCGUUUGACUGGCAGGGUCGUAACUGUCUGCAAUAUGAGCUCUACUGUGUGAAUAUAUUGAAAUAAUUCUACUAAAUAAAUUUUGUCUUUGUUGGGUGA